This is a messenger RNA of Spizellomyces punctatus DAOM BR117, 1440 nucleotides long. RefSeq lists its product as uncharacterized. Bases 1 to 1440 code for a protein of 479 amino acids. Lineage: Eukaryota; Fungi; Chytridiomycota; Chytridiomycetes; Spizellomycetales; Spizellomycetaceae. The transcript has a single exon. The record is from RefSeq and is a predicted model, not a curated record.
AUGAACUAUAUCAGCCUUCUCCUCACUUUCAAUCAAGACCACACGGCCCAAUACUCAUUCGCUAACGCUGCUACACUCCCGGAUGUGAAUACCUACCCCGCAGAUAUCUGGAAAGUCCGUAAAGAAAAGCUCGGAGGAAACGGCAGGUGGCCGUACAAGCCAACAAUUCAGAUCGUGCGACCUCGUCUCCGUCGCAUUCUUCAGAUGCUCAGUGGGUCCCCGUGCAAAGCAGAAUGGUAUCGUGAACCAUUCUACCGCCAAGAAGAUGCUCAGUAUGCCAUCCUUCCUUCACCUCAUCGGGGCGUCGUCCCCCCCCCCUCUCAAGGGGAGGACGACGCCGGCGGAUAUGACGAUCAAAAUAUCCAAAGCGCGAGUGAGGAGGAAUUGCGAGGCGAACCGGAAGAGGAGACCGAGGAGACAACACGGUUUGACAUCGAGACAGCUCCGGUAGACCUUCGCCCGGCGCUCUUUGCGGCUUUCACCGAGGAAGAGCUCACAACCCUCUCAGAAAUUAUUUUGGAUAUUGGAAGACCGGCGUCGGUGCUCACGUACACGGGCGUAAGGAAGGAGUUCAGCGACCGCCUUGGGAGAAGACAAAUCCUGUGUGCAGCAUCCGGUAUUACCUUCAACAAAAAGCUCUGUCGAGGAAGUUUCCCUGACGAGCUCCAUCAGAUCGGCCAAAAGCUAGUGCGCGAACGUGGGAAGACCAUGAGGUCCCUUGUGGGUCUUACCAUUCGCGUUGACAGGGAGAUCUAUGGACUGGCGGAGCUGUUGCAGGAUGUCAUCUCCUCAACUGACUCGCUGUUAUUUUUGGGUCCUCCGAAUGCGGACAGAGCAGCAGUCUUCAGGGAUGUAUGUGCGUAUACGGCGGAAAUGAUAGAUCCUAAAACGCUGGCUUUCGCAGAUACCUCACAUGAAAUUACUGGAGGGGAUGUAACUGACCAUCCUUGUCUUGGCAAGACCAGGGUCUUUGGUAGCUGUGGUUCAAUCGAAAACUUAAUGCGCCAGAUCUUGAACCACACGCCCUUCGUUGUCGCAAUGGACCAGCUCACGAGCCCCCUUGAGAUUCAAGCAAUCAGUGGAAUGAAGUACAGCCAUGUGAGGGUCAUCGCUACGUCCCCGGGAUCUUUUGAACAUCUUAUCAGCCAUGCGCAAAAGAACUUCCUGCUAGGUGGGAUUAUGCCCGCCAGGGUCUCAGACAAGACUGCCUGGAAAGGUGGAAAAAAUCGGUUGUUUCGCGUGCGCCAACCUAUUUUCGAGACUAUCGUUGAAAUCAUCUCCAAAACCGAGUUCCGCAUCUUUCGGAAUGUACAAGACCUGGUGGAUAACGCCGUGCAAUCCCAACCCAUCUCGAUCGAACGUCGCUGGAUCGAUGAAAACGGCGUGUUGAGAGCCUGCUUCACUUCCAUAUCGAUUUCGGAUGUGGCAAUCACCCGCUAG